Seminavis robusta is the source of this 924-nucleotide messenger RNA. The record is from the annotation of a GenBank genome assembly. NCBI's taxonomy places the organism in Eukaryota, Bacillariophyta, Bacillariophyceae, Naviculales, Naviculaceae.
AUGCCACCAAAGGGGGUAACACUCGAUGGAAGUGGAAUUUUUGAGGCCGGGCAUUGCUCCAUUGCGAAUACAUGUACGAUAGCGUCGAGCAUGGACACGGACAUCACCAAGAGCUUUGGGGCGCUGAAGUUGUCGUCCUCGGGUCCCUCUGCGUCUCGAGGCAAUCUGCUGGAGCCUUUUUGUUUCAAUGACUUUUUCAAAAAAGGAAGCGCCGGAAGAGCUGUUUUUACGGAGUACAUUGUCCCCUUCCUUACCCUGGACGAUCUUGUGAGCGGUUCGUCCACUUGCAGGCAGAUGAACGCCAUGUGCCGUACAUACAUAGUUGGAGAGAUCUUGGAAUUUCAUUCCAUGGAUCAUGUAUCCAGAAACCACAAAAUGGAGCUUGGAAAGCUCAUCAUGAUUUUUGUGAGUCCAAAGUACAAUGUGAGAGGAGAAAUACAUCGCCGUUUCGUCCGGAAACAUGGUGGCGAAAGGUUUUGGGCUAGACUCUACCAUCCUUCUUUGAUGCCCGAUAUAGUCUUGGCGAUGACGGCGUACUUCAACAGACAUGGAAUUCGUUUUGAUGCAGGGAUGGAUGAUUACGACUGGGACGCCAACCGCAACUUGAGCACACCAUUGCUGAUAGCUGCGACUUUUGGAGACCGCCAAAACGGUGUCACGGAUGUCACCACGAUCCUACGAUACCUGCUGAUGAAGCAAGACAACAAGCGGCUGAUCUUGGAGAAACCUCCAGGCGGACCUCGAUAUUGGCACAUCCAUUUGUUUGGAGAUCCAUGCCCUCGUGUGACUAAGACACUUUGGCUUAAGAUUCGCUGGGAAGGCGGAAGAGUGAGCACCCUAACGUAUCACGAAGAUCAAUUUGUCGAUACGGAACUUCGAGCCGGACCUCUUGGGGUCGAAGAAUCAGAAUUAGAUGACGAAUAG